CCGCCGCCGCCGCCAUGCCGGGCCUGCUCCUCGGCGACGAAGCGCCCAACUUCGAGGCGGACACCACCUACGGCCCCCUCCGCUUCCACGACUACCUGGGAGACUCAUGGGGCAUCCUCUUCUCUCACCCUCGAGACUUUACCCCAGUUUGCACCACGGAACUUGGUCGAGCCGCCAGGCUGGCUCCCGAGUUUGCCAAGAGGAAUGUGAAGAUGAUCGCUCUGUCAAUAGACACUGUCCAAGACCAUCUUGCUUGGUGUAAGGACAUCAAUGCAUACAACGGAGAGGAGCCCACGGAGAAGCUGCCUUACCCCAUCAUCGCCGAUGCUAAAAGGGAGCUUGCUGUGAAAUUGGGCAUGUUAGACCCAGAUGAAGUGGACAAGGAUGGCCUGCCUCUGACAGCUCGUGUGGUAUUUGUUUUUGGUCCUGACAAGAAGCUAAAGCUGUCUAUCCUCUACCCGGCCACCACGGGCAGAAACUUUGAUGAGAUCCUCAGAGUGAUCGAUUCCCUGCAACUGACAGCAUGCAAGAAGGUAGCCACCCCAGUGGACUGGAAGAAUGGUGACAGUGUCAUGGUCAUUCCAUCCCUCCCUGAAGAGGAGGCCAAAAAGCUGUUUCCUAAAGGGGUCUUCACCAAGGAGCUCCCUUCGGCCAAGCGAUACCUCCGUUACACCCCCCAGCCGUAGGACCCUCCGGCCCACCAGCUGGCUCUUCUGACCUUGCCAGCUGAGGGGAUACCACGCGGACAUUUGUACUACAGCCAUCUCUAAACAUCCUGGGCUGACACACAGUUAGGUCUGUGGGUGGCUCUACUACUGGUUUGUUAAAGGAGAACUGCACUAAAAAUAAUCUAAUUUCUCUUUUACAGUGCCUUCACCAGCCCUUUGUUCAUUUAAUAGGCUCAGUAUUGGAGACUUUAAGUCUUGUUGAGAGUUGGUGACCAGUUGGUCUUGGAAAAGUAUGGCAUUCCCUAACUUCCUUAUGAUUCUUUUUUUUGUCCCUAGUGCUGGUUUCAGGAAGGACUGGUGUUGCAUGUCAAAUUUAUAAGUGCACCCUCCUUGGUGUGAAUUUCUAAAUGCAAUUUAAGAAUCCAGAUGUUUCAGGCAGUUUUUUCUCCUGUAUUGGGAGGUUGCAAAAAGCUUUGAGUCUAACCCUUUCUACAACAUGAGUAAGACUACUGUGCUGCCAAGAGCUUUCCCUAGAAUUAAGGCUUCAGGGAAAUUUGCUUCAUCUCAGUGGAAGAUUGGUUAUAUACCACGAGCUCCUGUACCUUGGAAAUGCUCACAUUAUAUGGGGAGGGAUAGAUACUGUUGCUUUCUUCAGAAUGCUUAUUUCUGCCUCUGGUAGUUUUUUGCUUUCUGAUUUGCCUUUUGGAAUUCAGCAAAUAAAAUUAUCGGUUGAAACCAG
Molecule: messenger RNA, 1407 nt
Organism: Tachyglossus aculeatus (Australian echidna)
Lineage: Eukaryota; Metazoa; Chordata; Mammalia; Monotremata; Tachyglossidae
Gene: PRDX6
Product: peroxiredoxin 6
Exons: 5
Coding region: 15-686 (223 amino acids)
Biological process (GO): cell redox homeostasis; cellular oxidant detoxification
Cellular component (GO): cytosol; mitochondrion
Molecular function (GO): peroxiredoxin activity
Source: RefSeq, a predicted model, not a curated record